This is a messenger RNA of Caenorhabditis remanei, 420 nucleotides long. RefSeq lists its product as uncharacterized. The record is from RefSeq and is a predicted model, not a curated record. Bases 1 to 420 code for a protein of 139 amino acids. Lineage: Eukaryota; Metazoa; Nematoda; Chromadorea; Rhabditida; Rhabditidae. The transcript has a single exon.
AUGAGUGUCUCCCGUGACGUCUUCCAAACCAACACCGAGCUCGCAAAGUUUCGUCAUCCAUCUUCCACAACACGAAUCGUCCCAAUCGACACACGCGUAUCAGUUGGAUCAGACGGAGCUCAAUACAAAUGGAAAGCAUCUGGAGCCGAAUGGAAACAUGACAAUGGAGGAAGUAUCUGUGCAGCAAGAGUCGGUGGACAUCUCGGCUUAUUUGGUGACGGAAUGAAUGCCGGGUUUGAGGGAAAAGCAGUGUGGGCUGAGAAGAAGUUCGGACUUGUUCAUGUCGGAGCCGGAGCAAAUGUGGAUACUGGACUGAGAAUUAGUGCUGAUGGAAUGGGAGCGACUAUUUUGGGAUUUGGAUUUCAAGCAGGGAACAUUGGAUACGGUAUCAAGACUCCGUUCUGUAAUAUCACAAUCUAA